GCCAACGCAGCAUCCCUCCUGCUAUAUAUAGGCGGCCCGCGCCAGGGCCCACACACCCCACAGCAGCACCCCACCACCGCCUGCACCAGCCAUGGGCAAGAUCACCUUCUACGAGGACCGCGGCUUCCAGGGCCGCCACUACGAGUGCAGCAGCGACCACUCCAACCUGCAGCCCUACUUCAGCCGCUGCAACUCGGUGCGCGUGGACAGCGGCUGCUGGAUGCUCUAUGAGCAACCCAACUUCGCGGGCUGCCAGUACUUCCUGCGGCGCGGGGACUACCCCGACUACCAGCAGUGGAUGGGCUUCAGCGACUCCAUCCGCUCCUGCUGUCUGCUGCCCCCACAGUCCAGCUCGCACAGGAUCAGGAUCUACGAGAGGGAGGACUACCGAGGCCAGAUGGUGGAGCUCACGGAGGACUGCGCCUCUCUCCAGGACCGCUUCCACUUCAGCGACUUCCACUCCUUCCACGUGAUGGAGGGCUACUGGGUCCUCUAUGAGCUGCCCAACUACCGCGGCCGGCAGUACCUGCUGCGGCCCGGGGAGUACAGGCGCUACCACGACUGGGGCGCCGUCAAUGCCAGGGCGGGCUCCCUGAGGAGAAUCAUGGAUUUCUAUUGAGACAUGUUGACCCUACCGUUUUCUCUAUCUGGGCGCUAAUAAAAUAUUUCCUGUGUGUUUCAUGCAA
Messenger RNA from Jaculus jaculus (lesser Egyptian jerboa), 686 nucleotides. Its product is annotated as gamma-crystallin E. The transcript has 3 exons. Gene Ontology annotation, biological process: visual perception; lens development in camera-type eye. Gene Ontology annotation, molecular function: structural constituent of eye lens. The record is from RefSeq and is a predicted model, not a curated record. NCBI's taxonomy places the organism in Eukaryota, Metazoa, Chordata, Mammalia, Rodentia, Dipodidae. Bases 92 to 619 code for a protein of 175 amino acids.